ACUAACCAGGCCUUGACUGUGUCUAAUUAAUUAGUAGUAUCUGUUAGCUUAAUCCCCCCCCCCCUCUCUUCAAGACAAGAAAUCCCCAGCCCCCCUCAACACAACACCACCUUCCAUGGGUACCAGCCAGCUUAGGACACAAUGCCUGAUCCAUAUCAUGCAGUUGAGGCUCGGAUUGAGCAGGCGAUGGACGCGUUGCGUCAGAAAGAAUGUAAGACCGUCGCCUCGAACAUUCAACGAGCCGUAUGCGCGUCUCAACGCCCGCAGGAAGGGUAGGAAGAGCCGGUCCACACGCCAGGUCAAGCGAAAGCUGUCGGACGCGCAGGAACUGGCCCUGUGUGGAUAUAUUGAGGAGCUAGACGAUGGGGAGACCCCCAUCGUGAGCAAACUGCUCCGUGACCACGCCAACUACCUCCUGGAGGAGGACCAUGGUGAUCCAACCACGAGCCCGCCUACAAUCGGCGAACAUUGGCUGAGUAGGUUUCUCCAACGGCACCCGGAGUACCGUCAUCUCAGAGAUCGUGGCAAGGAGCAGAAGUCCUCGCGAAAGGAUGAGCAGCGACCCACAGACCGCUUCGACGUCUAUAAAGAGAAGCUUAAAGAACUUGGGCGGGGCUCGUAUCGUUUCCAGACAAGCUUAGAGAGGCUGCUCAAAGAGAGCCUGGCUCAGGCCGAGUUGAUUAAGGAGCUACAGCAAGAGGUUGCCGCUCUAUCGCAGGCCGUCAUGGAAGAAGAGGCGGAACAAGAGGAAGAAGAGGAAGAGGGGGAAGAGGGGGGCUCUUGACUCAGCGGUAUCCGUCCGGAGUACUGGGAUUAUAGAUAGUAUAUAGCCAUUCGUAGAGGAUAUCCAUAGAAGCUACUGUAGGACUGUUACGCGUUUUUGUUGGAGUGACCAGAUGGGAUCAUUCAUAUCAGGAAAUAUUCCAUGUUUCCAUUAUCAUAGCUAGCUUUCCUAUACCGGUCUCAAUCACCGACAGAUCUUGAUACUACUCCAAUGAACAGGCUAAAGGUCAAAUAUAAUUAUAAGAAAACCCCUCGAGUAUAUGAGCCAGGGACUGAGAUGAUUAAACAA
Messenger RNA from Penicilliopsis zonata CBS 506.65, 1072 nucleotides. RefSeq lists its product as hypothetical. NCBI's taxonomy places the organism in Eukaryota, Fungi, Ascomycota, Eurotiomycetes, Eurotiales, Aspergillaceae. Bases 116 to 784 code for a protein of 222 amino acids. The transcript has a single exon. The record is from RefSeq and is a predicted model, not a curated record.